AUGUUUGGGAGGUCAAUUUUGAGGCGCAGCAAAGAAGCAUGUGGGAUUCGCAAGCUAAGAGGGACGAGGCCUUUCUCUCCUCCUUCUUCCAGCCAACAACCAUUCAAGUUUUUAACCCCUCCCAUCGCCAGCCAUUGCUUUCAUGCUUUUCGAUCCCAUCUUAUUCCCAAGGGUCAUCAUGUGGGAUGCAUCAGGAACUUUUCUAGGAUAGCGUCUGUUAGGGCUGAACAUAAGGAGGGGUUGAAGCUGCUUGUGAUUGGUGGUUCUCAUGCUCGGAAAGUGGUUGGAAUAUGGCUCUUUGGCUCUGCUGCAUGGGUGUUUACUAUGGUGGUACUUGGGGGUGUAACUAGACUCACACGAUCUGGUCUUUCAAUGACUGAUUGGAAAUUCACGGGAAGUCUCCCUCCUUUGUCUGAUGAGGAAUGGUUGCAAGAGUUUGAGAAAUAUAAGCAGUCACCUGAAUACAAGCGUGUCAACAAAGGGAUGAAGAUUGAAGAUUUCAAGUUCAUAUAUUGGAUGGAGUACGCACAUCGUAUGUGGGGAAGGGCGCUGGGACUUAUAUUUGUUUUGCCUUAUUCAUAUUUUCUCCGUAAGGGUUAUAUUACCGUGAGAUUGGGACUGAGACUCUCUGCUCUGUUUGCCAUGGGUGCUGGACAGGGUCUUAUUGGGUGGUGGAUGGUUAAGAGUGGUUUAGAGGAACCACCAUCUGAAUAUUCUCAGCCAAGGGUAAGCCCUUAUCGUCUUGCCACUCACCUUACAUCAGCAUUUGCUAUUUACUGCGGCCUCUUUUGGACUGCACUUUCUGUUGUUAUGCCUGAACCACCAGCUGAAUCACUAACGUGGGUUCGUGGGGCAGCUAAAGUGAAGAGACUUGCAAUGCCUAUCAGCCUACUUGUUGGUCUUACUGCUGUUUCUGGUGCAUUUGUUGCAGGAAAUGAUGCUGGGCAUGCAUUCAAUACUUUUCCAAAGAUGGGUGAUACAUGGAUACCUGAAGACAUUUUUGUAAUGAAGCCUCUGAUUCGAAAUUUCUUCGAGAAUACAUCGACUGUACAGCUUGAUCACCGUAUCCUUGCAACUGCAACUCUGUUUUCAGUGGGCGCUUUAUGGUGGUCAACAAGAAAGCUGGACUUACAUCCUGCAGUACGAUCUGUGCUUGGAAGCAUUGUUGGCAUGGCUUCUCUUCAGGUCACCUUAGGAAUUUCGACGCUUCUUUCAUAUGUACCUGUUUCACUGGGCACUGCACAUCAGGCUGGAGCCUUAACACUUCUGACUUUUAUGAUAAUGCUUAAUCACAUCGUUCGAAAGCCAUCCUCGUCCCUUCUCAAAUCUCUGCCUCAGGUUGUCAAAGCAAACUAAUUGUUUCCCGGUAUUAUAUUGCAACAAGAGUUGGGACUAUUAUUUUUUUAUCCUAAGUUUGGCAUUGAGCUCCUUGUCCAAUGUUCCAUUGUUGGAAUCUUCUUUAUUUGGUUUGUACAUUUGAAGCCUGAAAAUUCAUGAUAAUGCAACUGAUCUGUUAAUUAUAUCAUCUACCAUUUCUGUAAUGUAUGCUGAAAAUAAGUACA
Molecule: messenger RNA, 1562 nt
Organism: Gastrolobium bilobum
Lineage: Eukaryota; Viridiplantae; Streptophyta; Magnoliopsida; Fabales; Fabaceae
Product: cytochrome c oxidase assembly protein COX15
Exons: 7
Coding region: 1-1356 (451 amino acids)
Biological process (GO): heme A biosynthetic process
Cellular component (GO): mitochondrial inner membrane
Molecular function (GO): oxidoreductase activity, acting on NAD(P)H, heme protein as acceptor
Source: RefSeq, a predicted model, not a curated record